AUGGCCGAAAGUUUCACGGGAAAACGAUAUCAGUGUGAAACAUGUGCUCCACUUGUUAGCUUCGAUCUCUGUGAGACGUGUAUUCACGUAGCUCCGGGUGUUCAUCCUUAUACACACCAUUUUAAGUUCGUUCCAAAUUCAGUGGAAAUAGCGGCGAAUCGACUACUGUUAGCUAUACGCGCCAUUCGAUUACUCGAUGUGAACGGCGGUGAAAGAGACAUGGAAACAGGUUGGACAAGAGCUGAUGCAGAACUGGUCAAACAAUUAGCAGAAAAUGAAAUAAAAGUGGUUGUAUAUGCAGUAGAAACAGUUCGAGCAACAACGACUAGCUAUAACAAUACCACACUGAAAUUUCCACGACAACGACUUGAAGCCGAGGAGCAAGCGAAAAAACGAGAGGAAGAAGACGAGCGACGCAAAGAAGAAGAAAAAGAAGAGAAAGAAAGACGAAAUCAAGAACAAAGAAAGAAGAGAAGCCUGGAGAAUAAAUACUGGAAUGAUAAGUAUUGGAACGAUAAACAAGGAAGUAGACGACAACAACAACGCCAACAGGAAAGCGCUGCUGAACAACGUCGCCAAGACCAACGAUGUGCUGAUGAGCGAGCGGCUGAGCAACGCCUCGAAGACCAACGGCGUGCUGAUGAACGAAAUCGUCGCUAG
Molecule: messenger RNA, 660 nt
Organism: Didymodactylos carnosus
Lineage: Eukaryota; Metazoa; Rotifera; Eurotatoria; Philodinida; Philodinidae
Source: the annotation of a GenBank genome assembly